This is a messenger RNA of Myripristis murdjan (pinecone soldierfish), 3393 nucleotides long. RefSeq names its product L3MBTL histone methyl-lysine binding protein 2 (gene l3mbtl2). Gene Ontology annotation, cellular component: nucleus. The coding region runs from base 166 to 2937 and encodes 923 amino acids. Gene Ontology annotation, molecular function: chromatin binding; zinc ion binding. Gene Ontology annotation, biological process: negative regulation of DNA-templated transcription. Lineage: Eukaryota; Metazoa; Chordata; Actinopteri; Holocentriformes; Holocentridae. The transcript has 18 exons. The record is from RefSeq and is a predicted model, not a curated record.
UUCUGCUUUAAAAACUACAACUCCCAUGAUCCCAUGCGCCAGAGGUAACCACAGCGACCCGCGAUCACAUAACAGCUUGAAAGAAGAAAGGAUGUCCUAUCUGUAGAUUCAGCUCCAGCUCUUUCAUGUCAUGUUUUUUGGUCCUGUGGCAGAGGAGCAGACAGGAUGCCCUACCACUGUGUGGCCUACGGGUGUGGCAAAACCGCAGAGGACAGUGUGACGCUGUACAAAUUCCCCAAAGAUCCCGAAGAGUUUCGCAAAUGGGAGAAGCAGGUCCAGCGAACCCGCAGCAACUGGGUAGCCACAGCCACGUCCCACCUGUGCAGCGAGCAUUUUGGCAAAGAGUACUUUGAGCACAAGCUGCCCAGCGUCACCCUCAAAGCUCUGGCUGCCACGGGGAAUCUGAAGCUGAAGCCCGGGGCCGUCCCGACUGUUUUCAUACGCCCACCAUGCACCACCUGCGAUCGAGCCGGCUGCAGCAAAUGCCUGCCUGCCAUCCAGCGCAGGAGCAUCACUGUAGAGCCGAGAGAAUAUAAAGUCCCUGGAGAAGACGAGGAGAGGGCCCCCAUUCAGUUUGACAACAGCAGCGGAGAGGGUCAGGAAGACGGGAAGAACAGCCAAGAAGAAGCAGCGGUUCACAGCGGCACUAAAACAAAGGACGACAGACCAGUGGUGUGCGAGAUGUGUGGCACCACCGGCACCAUCGGCACCUUCUAUUCCAAGACCAAGCGCUUCUGCAGCAUGUCCUGCUCGCGCUCCUAUUCCUCCAACUCCAAGAAGUCCUCCAUACUGGCGCGCCUGCAGGGAAAGCCCCCGUCAAAAAACGCCACAGUGCUAAACAAGGUGACCAAGGCCCCUCCAACUGUCGGAGUGGAUGCAUCUGCAUCAGGCUUCGACUGGGGCUCCUACCUGGAGAGGGAAACGUCUCUGGCUGCGUCUGUCUCCUGCUUCAGACACGCUCCUCUUUGCUCCCAGUGGGACGACAUCACGGUUGGGAUGAAGGUGGAGGUCUUGAACACUAAUGCAGUCCUGCCCAGUAAAGUCUACUGGAUUGCCACCGUCAUCCAGUUAGCAGGGUACAAAGCUCUGUUACGAUACGAGGGCUUCGAACACGACAGCAGCCACGACUUCUGGUGCAGCCUCGGCUCAGGGGAGCUGAACCCGAUCGGGUGGUGUGCCAUGACGAGCAAACUGCUGGUGCCGCCGCAGGAUGUGCAGCAGAACAUCCCAGACUGGAAAGAGUAUCUGAUGAAGAAGCUGGUGGGAGCAAACACGCUACCUGUUGACUUCUACCUCAAGCUCGCAGAGAGUAUGAAGUUUUCAUUCAAGCCGGGGAUGCGUGUCGAGGUGGUCGACCCCAAACACGUGAGCCGGACCCGCCUGGCCAUCGUGGAGUCGGUUAUCGGCGGUCGUCUGCGGCUGCUGUACUCCGACCAGAGUGACGCCCCCGAGAACAUGAUCGCCGAUUUCUGGUGCCACAUGUGGAGCCCCCUGCUGCACCCGGUGGGCUGGUCCAGGAGAGUCGGUCACGACAUCAAACCCCCCGUCAAGAAAACUGAAGUCGGUGGUGACGGCCACCCUCCGUGCCGAAAAGGUCAAUUUGACAGCACGCCGCUGCUUUUCAAGAAGCCCAGGUUCGUCUACAUGGAGGGAGGUUUCUUUGAGGAAGGAAUGAAGCUGGAGGCCAUUGACCCUCUCAAUCUGGGAAACAUCUGUGUGACCACAGUGCACAAGGUGCUGUCAGAGGGCUACCUGAUGGUCGGUGUCGACGGCGCCAAUUCGCUCAACGGCAACGACUGGUUCUGUUACCACGCCUCCGCUCACGGCAUCCUUCCCAUCGGCUUCUGCGAAAAGAAUAACAUCCCCCUCACCGUACCUCCAGGUUAUAACUCGCAGACCUUCACCUGGGCUGAAUACCUGAAGGAGACGAACUCUAAAGCUGCACCGGCUCGACUGUUCAACACUGACUAUCCCGGCCACGGCUUCUCCCCCAACAUGAAGCUGGAGGCAGUGGACCUGAUGGAGCCCCGCCUGGUGUGUGUGGCCACCGUGAAGCGCUGCGUGGGCCGCCUGCUGCUCAUCCACUUUGACGGCUGGGAGGACGAGUUUGACCAGUGGGUCGACCACCAGUCGCCCGACAUCUACCCUGUCGGCUGGUGCGAGGUGUCCGGAUACCAGCUGCAGCCGCCUCUCGGAGCAGUAGAACCAGUGGAAAUCCCAGUGGCACGUCCAAAGAAAACCAAGCCAUUUGUGUACGGGAGAAAGAAAAAGAAGAAUAUGAAGAGGAGACUGUCCUCGCUGGAGCACGUUGAGUGUCACUCUGAUGAGGAAGCCGGUCAGAGGCGACCUCUUGCUCAGCGCCCCGGGGUGAUCAGCCCUGACGCCCCCCAGCAGCUGGAAGGCCCAGGUCUUCUACCAAAAGUCCCUCUCAUCCAGCCCAAGACUGAGCCAGAGGAGCAGGAGAUCUUUGCAGUGCAGGUGAAGGUGGAGGAGGUGGAGAUGGAGACUCCCAUUGCUCCUUCAACAGACCCUCUGCAAGCCUCUCCUGUCCCUCCACCGUGUCUUAGCCUGGUCAAACAUGAGAAGGAUGGAGCAGAGCAGAGCACGAUGGGAAACGCAGAAAACCACAGGAAUGAGCCGAGCAAAUCCCAUGAGAGCGAAACUACAGAGAAAGGAGGGGAAGAGCAGAAAACGGCAGAAAAGAAAGUAACAGAGGACAUUAGUGAUCAAAUCAUACAGAAGAGUAAAAAUGGAAGGAGUGACAGUGAAGAGUUGAUAAAAAAGAUGGACACUGGAGAGGAGAGCCAAGGAGAUGAGAGCAUCACCGAGCAGGGAGACAGGACAGCACCUGAGCAGAGUCUGUCUGCUGAAAAUGUGGAGAAGAACGAUGAGAAAGAGGUGGAGGAGCAAAGAGAGGAGGAUGACAGCAUGGCUUAGAGCAAGGACGAUGGGACAGCAGAGAGAGAGAGAGAGAAAAAUGUAAAUAAAAGACUAAAUCAAAGAGGAAAACAAAAAACAAACAGAAAGGGAAAGGUGGAGUGAAAAGAGGCCAGAAUGUGCCAAAUAACAUGACUCUGUUUUUUGUUCACAAGGACGAGCUUAGCCACUUUUAAACUACCUCAUUUUCUCGAAACUGGCACAGCUCCAGUGUAGACUUGUUUCUGUUGAGCAGCUGGGAUUGUUUUCAACCUUUUUGUUUUAGUUGAACGUGCAGUCAAACUCUAAAGGACAUCAAAUCACCGGGCGAAUACACACCUCAAGAUGUUUCAUCAUAUUUGACUGUAAUGACACUGCAGACACUUCCUGUGUUGUAAUAUGUUUUAUUAUUCCCUGUUUAUAUCCAGAUUUUUUGCUUUGUAAAUGUACAAUCACUGAUUAAAACACUGAACCUAA